AUAAAUUAUAAUUUAUGAAAAAAAAAAUUAAAAUGAGAACAGCAUAUUGAAAUUUCCAAAUAAAGAAUACAAGAACAACAAAACAACACGAAAGGUGUAUUAGCUAAAACACUUCUUUCAAUUAUUUGUUCAACGGACAACAACAAUUUGUAAAUUUGACUUGACAAAUUUUUAAAAGCAUUUUUGAAAUGAAAAGAGACAAGAUUAGGUGUGGAAAAAUCUUAUGAUCUUAUCGUGAAUUCUUGGCCUACAAUGCUACAACCACCAAAUUAUUAAAAAACAAAAAAAAAAAAAAAACAAAAACAAUUGAAGAACUAAAACCACCAACCACCAAAUUAUUAAAAAAAAAAAAACAAGAGAAGAACUAAACCACCAACCAGCGAAUAAUCAUCCUAAAAAUUGAAAGUUUGCUACUUAAGGUGUAGAAACAUAGAGAUUGAAGGCCAUUCACACUCAACCUUAAUACAUUGAAAAAAGAGUUAAAAAAUGGAGAUUGCAGGUGUAUUUAUAUCACCGUUACUUCAAGUAGUAUUUGAGAAGUUGGUAUCCGCAGGGAUACGCCGAUUCCUACAUCGAGAAGAAGGAAUACAACCCCAAGUUAUUGACGGAUUGCAGAGCAAACUGAGAUAUAUCAACGCAGUGCUAAGUGAUGCUGAGCAAAAGCAGUUUCGCAGCGAAACUGUCAAACUGUGGCUUCAAGAUCUCCAAUACUUGGCUUACGAUUUAGAGGACAUCUUUGACGGAUUUACCACUGAUGCUCGACUCCAGGAGCUCAAUGAUGGCUGCAGCUCUUUUUGUUUUCCAUCUAGGGUGUGUUCUUGCUUUAAGUUCAGGGUACAAAGUUCUCUCUCUUCUGCUUCUGGAGCUCCAAAUACGAAGAGUGCAAAUUAUUCCGCUAGCAUUGAACAAAUGAGCAAGCGCUUGGAAGACAUUAUGAGCCGAGUGGGUACUUUAGGUCUAUUACAGCAGACACACUCAAGGGAAGAACAGCGAGAAGAGCGGACGAAAACAUCAUCUUUAGUACGAGAACCAAUUCUAUAUGGGAGGCAUGAUGAGAAAAAUCAGAUAAUUCGACGGUUAUUAUCAACAGAUGAGCCAUGUUUUGAGAAUUACAUUGUAAUUCCUCUCGUUGGACAAGGAGGCAUUGGGAAGACGACCCUUGCUCAAACUAUAUACAAUGAUGAGCAGGUGACGGCUCACUUUGAUAUAAAAGCAUGGGUAUGCGUCUCAGACGUGUUUGAUGUCAAACAAAUAACGACAUCAAUGAUCAGCUCAGUAAGUAGUCCAACAACACACAGUGAUUUUAGUAGUCUAAAUGACGCACAAGAUAAAUUGAAGAACCUGCUUGUAGACAAAAGAUCUUUGAUCGUUCUUGAUGAUAUCUGGAGUGAUGAAUAUGAUCCUUGGGACCAACUUCAAACUCCUUUUUUAGCAGCGAAGAAGGGAAGUAGAGUUCUAAUCACAACCAGAAUGGAGAAGGUAGCAAAGAACAUGGUUAAAAGACCAACGGAAAGCCCCACAAUUAAGUUGAAGGUUUUAUCAGACGAUCACUGUUGGCUUCUGUUUAAGCAGCAUGCACAUGUAGACGAUGACCUCGAUGAGAUGCGGAAUGAAUUGGUCGAGUUGUUCAAAGGAUUACCUUUGGCUGCAAAAGCUCUAGGUGGUCUCCUUAGGAAACAUGAUAGGAGUAGUUGGUCAAGGAUAUUGAAGAACAAUAACUGGAGUGAAAAAUGUGGUGUUUUGCCAGCCUUGAGGUUGAGUUAUCAUCAUCUCCCGCAAACCCUAAAACGUGCAUUUGCCUAUUGUUCUAUAUUCCCGAAAGAUCAUAAAUUUAAGAAGACGGAUCUUGUAUUGAUGUGGAAGGCAGAAGGCUUGCUGCCAGAGCACGACAAGGAGUGCAUGGAAGACAUUAGUCGUGACUAUUUCCUUGAUCUAGUAUCAAGAUCAUUGUUUGAACCAAGUCUAGUGAAGUUUUAUGAUGGAUGUUUCAUUAUGCAUGACCUAAUCCAUGACCUAGCUCAAUGGGCUGCUGGUGAAGUCUGUUGCACAAUGAAUAUCCAAAAACUUUCUUCCAGCACACGUUAUUGGUCUUUCUCUAAAGAAAUACUGGAAGAUCAAACCUGGACUUCAAAGAAACUUGUCCAGGUACGAUCAUUUGCUUCUUUUGGUGCAGUAGAUGUUAGAAUUCCUAUGCAACUGCUAGAUUCCCUUUUCGAUCAGUUUCAAUACUUACGCUUGUUGUCUAUGCGUAACGCGGGAAUAAUUGAGUUACCAAAUAGUUUUGGUAGUCUGAAACACUUGAGACUUGUUGACCUCUCAGAAAAUAGAGCUCUAACUAGAUUGCCAAAGUCCACUAGCAAGCUUUGCAACCUCCACAUGUUGCUGCUGAGAGAAUGUUAUUCUCUUGCGGAGAUAGUCCCUCUAAUCGAACUUCAACACCUUGAUGUUAGUAGUAGGUAUACUGCUUCACCGUCAGGGAUUGGAAAAUUAACAAACUUACAGACAUUGAAGGGAGGAUUUCAUGUGAGAAGAAAGUCUGGGACAAGGAUAAGUGAAUUGAAGAACUUGAAAUGCCUCCGUGGCUCACUGGACAUCCAUGGCCUAGAGAAUGUGUUUAGUAGUGAAGAAGCACAAGCAGCAAGGUUGCACGAAAAGACAGGCCUUGAUAAGUUGAAAAUGUAUUGGGGAGAUGGUACCCAUGAUGUUGAUGACAACAUUAAAAAAGAUGUACUUGAUCGAUUGGAGCCUCCGGAAUCCAUCCAAAUAUUAAAGUUGAAAGGGUACGACGGCUUAACAUUCCCUGCUUGGUUGGGAAAUCCCUCUUACACUAAUAUGGUUGUCAUAAAAUUAGAGGAUUGUAGGAGAUGUGAAUUCUUACCAGCAUUAGGGCAGCUACCCUCAUUGAAGAAGAUCAGAAUAGAAGGGAUGGAUGUUAUUAAGACUGUAGGCUCUGAAUUUUACGGCAAUGAUGAUGGUUGUUCAAAUCCGUUUCCUGCACUAAAAAGUCUAGAAUUCUUUUUCAUGAAUGGUUGGAAGGAGUGGUUGGCCCCAUCAGUUGACAAUAACAAUGUAUUUCCCUGCCUUGAAUAUAUGACCAUAUAUGAAUGUCAAAUAUUGCGGGGUAACUUACCUUCCCACCUCCCAUCCCUAAAAGAGUUGUACAUUGAAUCAUGCAAAGAGUUGAGAUUGUCACUUUCAAGCUGCCCUUUGCUCCAGACAUUGCAUGUAGUAUUUUGUGAUGUUAGUAUUGCUGAUUGUUUGCCCUCAACUCUUGAGACUCUGGAAAUCUCGCACUCCAAAAUAGAGCAGCCAAUUCAAGAGUGGAAACUUGAUCUCCUUACUUCUCUUAAAUCUCUUACACUAGAAAACAUAGGCAGCUAUGCAGAUACAAUAGAGUAUAUUCCCCAACCAUAUUUUCAUCUUCCCUCUUCCUUGUCUUACUUUUGUAUCAGGGAAUUCAAGAAUUUGAAAACCUUAUCAUGUUCUGACCUUCCCAACCUCACUCAAAUUACUAUCUGGUACUGUGAGAAGCUGGAAUCAUUGGGUGUCGAUUUCCCACCACCGAAGCUUCAGAAAGCGUCUAUUCGUUAUUGCCCUUUGAUUUAUCAACGAUGCCAACGGGAUCCCGAUGGACUUAUUGUUUUUGAUUAUAUGGAUGAUAAAUACAAAUAUUCGUACAUUUGAAGAUUCCAGUUUUCGUUCCCUGGAGAUUGAGUUGGAGGUGGAGUUUCCGUGUUUUUUUUUUCAGAUUUUGUUUUUAUUUUUUUUCAUUUUCUUUAGUUUAUUUGUAUGAAACCAGAAUAUAUUCAAGGAAUUGUGAUA
Beta vulgaris subsp. vulgaris (sugar beet) is the source of this 3822-nucleotide messenger RNA. RefSeq names its product putative disease resistance RPP13-like protein 1. The coding region runs from base 487 to 3684 and encodes 1065 amino acids. Gene Ontology annotation, molecular function: ADP binding. Lineage: Eukaryota; Viridiplantae; Streptophyta; Magnoliopsida; Caryophyllales; Amaranthaceae. The transcript has 2 exons. Gene Ontology annotation, biological process: defense response to other organism. The record is from RefSeq and is a predicted model, not a curated record.